UUGCCCCACGGAGGGGAGCAUGGCUAGUUAGAAGGAGUGGGCCCUUUCUAGGAGGUUUCUCUGCAUUUUCUGUAGUAGGCACCAAAAGAACAGGUGUUGUCCCAAGGGGAUUUUCUUUUAUUUAUUUCUUUUCAUUUUCCCCUCCCUCCCCUAUCCUUGUAAAAUGGUCUCCAAAUUAUCCUCUCUGCAGCAGGAACUACUCAAUGCUCUCCUAAAUUCUGGAAUAACCAAAGACGUACUGAUCCAAGCCCUGGAAGAUAUCAUUCCCACACCCAGCUUUGGGGUGAAGCUGGAAAACAUGCAGCUGUCUCCCGUGCACGAUCCUGACAUCAAGCCCGUGUUCCACACACUCACUAAUGGGCACCACAAGGGCAAGCUGUCCGGGGACGAGGGUUCGGAGGAUGGGGAGGACUUUGACACCCCACCAAUUCUCAAGGAACUUCAGUCUCUUAACACAGAGGAGGCGGCCGAGCAAAGAGCUGAAGUGGACAGGAUGUUAAGUGAGGAUCCAUGGCGGGCAGCAAAGAUGAUAAAAGGGUACAUGCAACAACACAACAUUCCCCAAAGAGAAGUGGUUGAUAUUACAGGACUGAAUCAAUCACAUUUAUCCCAACAUCUCAACAAAGGAACACCUAUGAAAACCCAAAAACGUGCUGCUUUAUAUACCUGGUACGUGAGGAAGCAGAGGGAGAUACUAAGACAAUUCAACCAGACAGUCCAUGGUUCUGGAAAUAUGACAGACAAAAGCAGUCAGGAUCAGCUGCUGUUUCUCUUUCCAGAAUUUAAUCAACAACCUCAAGUCACAGGGCAGUCUGAUGAUUCCUGCUCAGAACCCGCCAACAAGAAAAUGAGACGUAACCGCUUCAAAUGGGGUCCUGCGUCACAGCACAUUCUCUACCAGGCCUAUGAGAGGCAAAAGAAUCCCAGCAAAGAAGAAAGAGAGGCUUUGGUUGAAGAGUGCAACAGAGCGGAAUGUAUACAGCGAGGUGUAUCUCCAUCAAAAGCACAUGGUUUAGGAUCAAAUUUGGUGACGGAGGUUCGUGUUUAUAAUUGGUUUGCUAACAGAAGGAAAGAGGAAGCAUUUAGACAGAAAUUAGCUAUGGACGCCUACAGCACAGGUUCCUCACAGCCACACAAUAUGAAUCCAAUGAUGUCACAUUGCUCUCCACACCAUACACAGUCAAGUUCUUCGCCCCCAAACAAGCUACACGGAGUAAGAUACAGUCAACAAGGAAACAGUGAGGUCACUUCAUCUACCAUUAAUCACCAUGGUAACAAUGCCAUGUUGACCAGCCAGUCAGUGCUCCAGCAAGUCUCUCCAGUGAGCUUGGAUCCUGGCCAUAACAUGCUUUCACCUGAUGGUAAAUUGAUCUCUGUUUCAGGGGGCGGACUACCACCAGUGAGUACCUUGACAAAUAUUCACAGUUUGUCACAGUCAGUUCACCACAAUUCCCAACAAUCGCAGAACUUAAUUAUGGCCCCAAUUUCUGGAGUCAUGGCAAUAACACAAAAUUUGAACACCACUCAGGCACAGAGUGUCCCCGUCAUCAACAGUGUUGCAGGAAGCCUGGCAGCUUUGCAGUCGGUGCAGUUUUCAUCAUCGCACAGCCCACAUCAACAACAAAUAAUGCAGCAUUCUUCUGCUCAUAUGUCACAACAGCCGUUUAUGGCUACAAUGACACAAUUUCAGAAUUCACACAUGUAUGCACACAAGCAGGAACCCCCCCAGUAUUCACACACAUCCCGCUUUCCUUCAGCCAUGGUUGUCACAGAUUCAGGCAGCAUCAGCACAUUAUCAAACAUGUCUUCCAGUAAACAGUGUCCUUUGCAAGCCUGGUGAUAUCCGCCUGAACUUACCUUCCUUUGUAUAGAAACAUGAACAGUUUUUCACAACAUCUCAGGGUAACAUCUAGGACUUUCAGAUGUUGCCAGGAGGAAUUGACUGGAGAUCAACUUCAGCUCCUGGCUGCUAAAGACCUGAGGGCCAGAGUCUCUGAUCAAGGUGGAUACGUGUUAGGAUGGAUAUUGUGAUCGCCAGUAUAAUACUUGGUUUUCAGUCUCCAUCCCAGGUGAUUUCAAGACCUGAGGGCCAGAGUCUCUGAUCAAGGUGGAUACGUGUUAGGAUGGAUAUUGUGAUCGCCAGUAUAAUACUUGGUUUUCAGUCUCCAUCCCAGGUGAUUUCAAGACCUGAGUAUUUUCCUUCAAACUCGUGCCCUAGACAUGACAUGGAGAUGGAGUGUGAUAAAAUGCAAUAACUUAUUUGUGAGAGGAACCCAUGAGGUACACAGACUGCUGCUGGAACAGUGCCAUGAAAACUGGAAAAUCAGGAGCCCAAAAUGUACACAAAGCUGAACUGAGCCAUUGUAAAUGUUGGGAUAAAAAAGUGAAUGAUUGCCGUAGACGUUCAUCUGUUGAAUAGCUGUAAAUUGUAAACAAAGUGCAAUUAUUUUGUAUAUAAUGCAUAAAUAUGUUUGAGCUUGUUUAAAGGGAAAGGUCAAAUAUCUGUAGAAAUAAAUAAAUAAACCUUUGAUCAAUAUGCAUACAGCCAUGGGAUGAAUUUGCAGUGUUGCACAAAACUACGUUGUGUACUGCAUUUAAUGCAGUCCAUGACUUGCUGUUAUCAUUGGAGCCUAUAUGUGACCAAAGGCUUCUUAGCAGACUUCUGCUGUUGCCAUAGGAGUCAGCUCUGUAGUUGCUUGAGUACUCCUACUAUUUGUGUUGCCUCUGCCACUAAACAGGCGUAUCCAUAGCAUAUUUCAGUCUUAUGGGGUUACAAUCUUUUUUAAAAGUUGGCUCCUAUGGCUGAUUUACCUGUGUAAUGAAAUGUUUGCUUGGUUGGACGUUUUUCUAGGUUAAAUGGACACUGAAGAGGAAAACAUAACAAAAUGUGGCAGACACAUAUGUACAAUCUGAAUAGAAGGGGCUUGCCAGCUUAUAGCAUGUUAAAGAACAAUAGCUUGUAACUAAUCGGUGACAAUCUCUAUACAUCAUGUUGGUCAACAAUGCAAUACUGAUGUUCCUAUAUUCAAUCCUUAAUUUUAUUAACUUUUAUCACUGUUAUAUCACUGCCUUAACAUUAUUCAUUAUAUAAACUAAUGUCAUUAUAAAAAAAAUCAAAUAAAAAGGAAAUGAACAUUCAGUAGAUGGUACCCAUAGCCCAGAGCUGCUGGGAGCCUGUCCAAAGUUCAGGUCACUAUAUCAAAGUCUUCUCCCAUAGGUAGGUAGUAAUUGAACGUAACUGUAAUUAAUGGAUAACAUACAUUAAAAUAGGUUAACAUCUGUGUUUGAUGUUUUGGAUUGCAAUACGAUGCAAUCAAAAACUGGAUCUUGUACUUUAAUAUGAAUCGCCCAAUAAAAAAUAGGUUAACAUCAUCUUUACAUAUCUGUCAUUUAUGUACAGAAAUAUCUGAUUGAUGUGCCGAAAUACAAUCUUCUGAUAUUUAUAUUGUUUCUUCAUCUUUCAAGGCAAUAAUAAGACAGAUCUUAUGGUGCCCAUACACUUGUGAGAUAAUCGGUGCUAACCUUCUAUUUCGACCGCAUCUGUGAGAGAAAUCAAAGGAUUGUAUGCACAUUUUAGGUACCUUUUGACGCGAUGCGCGGGCACGCCGGUUGAAUCUCACGUCUCAAGAUAGUAUGUGCUGCACUUAAUAUUUAUCGAAUCGCAGUGCGAACGCAUGUGUUUUAAAAACAUGCUAUAUAUCGCACUGCGAUAUGCGAUGGGCACCCGCUGGGAGCGGAUGGAGGCUGCUCACACUCGGUGGUGACAUGCCCAUCACAUGAUUAACAUGCGAUCUAUCACAUGAUCGCAUGGUAAUCACUUUGGCAGUUCAGGUGCAAUUUCAUCGCACCGGCACCCCGCGAUGUCGCGUCGCGGGGCAUCACACAAGUGUAUGGGCACCAUUACUCUUUUUAAGCAGCAGUUUAUAAGUAGCUAGGUAAAUAGUGGAGUCCAUAGGUCAAACCGAAUGACUGUCCCUUAACUUUUCAAAUCAAAAGAAACACACUAUGGAAAUUAACUAUAUAAAAUAUUAAAAGGUAAUAUUUAAAGUUAACUAAAUGUAUUAUUUUUGAAUAUUUUUGUGGUGACUUUCCUCCUUUACACCACUAGUGAUCUAGCUGCCUGUCUAUAAACUCCAGCUGAGCUCUGCUAAAUCCAAAUGACCAAGUGAGUCCAUCUAUUCAUUUGUUACCAGUAUUCACUUGAAGCAGGAAUGGAAAUGAAAUAUGAUACAAUAUUUAGAUCCAGCACCUGUCAUGUACUUCAUUAGGGUACCUUAUGAUGGAACAUUUUUGUAUUUAAAAAGCAAUUAUACUUACAAAUGACUCCUAUAUUUGUACAGUACAUACCUGGCCUCCUGGCCUAAAUUAUGAGAAACACUUUUAUCUUUCUGUGUAACUAACCUUUCAAACUGUCAUACAGUGUUAUCCCAAUGAUUCUCUAUUUAUGUUAACUAUUUCUGUUCUAAUUUAUGUAUAGAGUAGAACAGACAUAGUUAAUUUCAUGUUGCCCAAUUAAUAGCAAAUGUUAGGUUCAUUUAUUUAUUCACACUACAGUUGAGGACAGACGUGAGUUUGUCAUGUGACCCCCAAGCUCUCUCGCCUCAUUGAACAAACUAGUAUCUUUUUUACUGUUGUCUUUGGAAGAUUGGAAGUCUAUACUGACCAUCAAAUUAGUAAAUUGGAGCAAAGGUCAACGAGAAAGGGAAGGAAAAAAACAAACAUCUCUACAUCACUGGGCAAAGACGGAACUAAGAUGUAGGAUGUUUACAGUUGCCUUUUUUCUACUAGUAAUCAAACACACAGAAGAGAGAAAAAAUAAUACAGCUAUGUCAUUUCAUUUAUAAACAGUAUUAACAUCUCCUUAUGAUUUAACAGUGCAUUUAUAACUGUACAACAUACAUACAGUGUAUUUUUAUGUUUAUUUUAAAAAAGGAUCAUUUGACAAUGUUUUAUAUGCAACAGUAUUAAUUUACAUUUGGUCUUUUGUUUCAUUGUAAUGUUUUAAACAAUAUUUGUAUCCAAUGAUGCGUCAAACACAAUGUUCACACUGGACAAAUUCUUCCCACUACAGAUUUUUUGGCGAAAAUGUUUUCUCACCUGUGCUAAAAAUGUAAAGAACAAGUUGAGAAAGUAUCAGCCCACCACAAUUACUGCCAAAGAUCCUGUCCUCUAUAGGGAAGGAAGAUUUCACUUGAUGAUUUCAUGUAAUAUAUUAUUUGUUUGUAAGAAAUUGAAGCCAAUCUUUUUGUAAUCAUAUUUAUAUUUGUUGUAAAGUCAAUUUUUCAAGUAAACCAGAAAGAUGUAUAAAAUACUA
Molecule: messenger RNA, 5314 nt
Organism: Pseudophryne corroboree (corroboree frog)
Lineage: Eukaryota; Metazoa; Chordata; Amphibia; Anura; Myobatrachidae
Gene: HNF1B
Product: HNF1 homeobox B
Exons: 9
Coding region: 164-1840 (558 amino acids)
Biological process (GO): pancreas development; regulation of transcription by RNA polymerase II; insulin secretion
Cellular component (GO): nucleus
Molecular function (GO): RNA polymerase II cis-regulatory region sequence-specific DNA binding; DNA-binding transcription factor activity, RNA polymerase II-specific
Source: RefSeq, a predicted model, not a curated record